GACCGACCCGCCCGCCUUGGGGAGGCUCCGCGGGGCCCUUGUGCCCGGCGAUGGAGGACCCGGCGGUGUCGGUGCUGAAGCGGGCGGUGGAGCUGGACGAGGCCUCCCGCUUCCAGGAGUCGCUGGUUUGCUACCAGGAAGGCAUCGCGCUCCUCUUGCAGGUGCUCAAAGUUACAAAGGAUGAGAGGAGAAAGGCUCAUUAUCGGGACAAGAUAACACAUUACAUGAACAGAGCGGAAAACAUCAAGGAAUAUCUUAAGAAAGAGAAAGAAGAUGGAAAAUACCACAAACAAAUUAAAAUCGAAGAAAAUACCAAAGGUUUUAGUUACGAAAAACUAUUCCAAGAAUAUCUUAAUGAAACUGUUACAGAGGUUUGGGUUGAGGAUCCAUACAUUAGACAUGUCCACCAGUUGUACAACUUCUUGCGAUUCUGUGAAAUGCUCGUUAAGGGACGAUGCAAAGUGAAAAGAAUACAUCUUCUUACCUCUUAUGAUGAAGGCAAUGGACGGAGUCAACAGAUAAACAGCUUGGAAGAAAUUCGACAGUCCCUGGAGGAUUUUGGUGUAACUCUGGAUGUAUCAUAUUCUUCUUCAAUACAUGAUCGAGAGAUUAGAUUCAACAAUGGAUGGACAAUUAAAAUUGGAAGAGGCCUUGAUUAUUUCAAGAAACCGCAGGGCCGUUUUUGCCUUGGAUACUGUGACUUUGAUUUGAGGCCAUGUCAUGAAACUACUGUGGAUAUCUUUCAUAUUAAGCAUACGAAGAAAACAUGAUUCCUAUUCCAACCACUCUUACUACUUUUGUGAGCUAUUUUGUCUACUGUGCACUUUUGUAAAUAAAUGGAACUUUUUGUUAUUUUUUUAAAA
Molecule: messenger RNA, 863 nt
Organism: Anolis sagrei ordinatus
Lineage: Eukaryota; Metazoa; Chordata; Lepidosauria; Squamata; Anolidae
Gene: MITD1
Product: microtubule interacting and trafficking domain containing 1
Biological process (GO): midbody abscission
Cellular component (GO): midbody
Source: RefSeq, a predicted model, not a curated record